UUUUUAAAACUUUUUUUCUAAUUCUUAGCAGACUUAGAUAAAAAAAGGCAUGUAGAGCUGAAGAUGGACCAAGCGUUGCUGCUCAUCCAUAACGAACUACAUGGAACAAACCUGACUGUCUACUGGAAUUCUGAACGCUGUUAUCAUUGCUCAUUUCAGGUUCUAGUAAAUGUUUCCUGGAGUGGAAAACCUGGGAAGCCUAGCACUGCGGCGGUUGCUGUGAGCACCCAGCAUGGAUCUAUCCUGCAACUUAAUGACACUGUGGAAGAGAAGGAAGUUUGUAGGCUGGAAUAUAAAUUUGGAGAAUUUGGAAACUAUUCACUCUUGGUAAAGCACGUCCAUAAUGGAGUCAAUGAAAUUGCUUGUGACGUAGUUGUCAAUAAGAAUCCAAUUGACAGUAACCUUCCUGUGUGUGUCGCUUUCCUUAUUGGUGUGGCAAUCAUCAUUGCAGUCUCAUUUCUCAGGUUUUUACUGAGUUUGGAUGACUUUCAUAAUUGGAUUUCUAAAGCAAUAAAUUCACGGGAAACUGAUCGCCUGAUCAAUUCUGAGCUGGGGUCUCCAAGCAGGGCAGACUCACUCGGUGGCGAUACUCAACCAGGAGGAUGGUGUCCACCUGCCUCACCUCCGCGCCUCCGCUGUGUAGACACAUUCAGGGGGAUAGCUCUCAUCCUUAUGGUCUUCGUUAAUUAUGGAGGAGGAAAAUAUUGGUACUUCAAACACUCAAGUUGGAAUGGACUGACGGUGGCCGACCUUGUAUUCCCAUGGUUUGUAUUUAUUAUGGGAUCUUCGAUUUUUCUGUCAAUGACUUCCAUAUUGCAGCGAGGAUGUUCAAAACUCAAAUUGAUGGGGAAAAUUGGAUGGAGGAGUUUCUUGUUAAUCUGUAUAGGAAUGUUCAUUGUGAACCCCAAUUACUGCCUUGGUCCAUUGUCUUGGGAUAAGGUGCGAAUCCCUGGUGUGCUCCAGCGGCUGGGGGUGACCUACUUUGUGGUUGCCGUGUUAGAGCUCAUCUUUGCCAAACCUGUGCCUGAAAGCUGUGCCUCGGAGAGAAGCUGCUUUUCCCUUCGAGACAUCAUCUUCAGCUGGCCCCAGUGGCUCUUCAUUCUGAUGCUGGAAAGCAUUUGGCUGGGCUUGACAUUCUUCUUGCCUGUUCCUGGAUGUCCUACUGGUUAUCUUGGACCUGGUGGCAUUGGAGAUUUGGGGAAGUAUCCAAAUUGUACUGGAGGAGCUGCUGGCUACAUUGACCGCUUGCUUCUGGGCGAUGACCACAUUUACCAGCAUCCUUCUUCAGCCGUGCUUUAUCACACCGAGGUGGCCUACGAUCCAGAGGGAAUCUUAGGGACCAUCAACUCCAUUGUGAUGGCAUUUUUAGGAGUUCAGGCAGGAAAAAUACUCUUGUAUUACAAGGACCAGACCAAAGACAUACUGAUCAGAUUCACUGCCUGGUGUUGUUUUCUAGGGCUUAUUUCUAUUGCUUUGACGAAAAUUUCUGAAAAUGAAGGCUUUAUUCCAAUAAACAAAAAUCUGUGGUCCAUUUCCUAUGUCACCACACUGAGCUCCUUUGCCUUCUUCAUCCUGCUUAUCCUGUACCCUAUUGUGGACGUGAAGGGACUGUGGACAGGGACCCCGUUCUUCUACCCAGGAAUGAAUUCUAUUCUGGUGUACGUUGGCCACGAGGUGUUUGAGAACUACUUCCCCUUCCAGUGGAAGCUGGGGGACAACCAGUCACACAAAGAGCAUCUAACUCAGAACAUAGUCGCCUCUGCACUUUGGGUGCUCAUUGCCUACAUUCUCUAUAAAAAGAAGGUUUUUUGGAAAAUCUGACAGCUCCCACCCAGAUGUGUUGCUGGCAGACUCUAGUGGGCCUGGGGGAUGUGUUGAAGCAGCCUUUAUUAGAGGGAACCAUUAAUUAAAAAUCGAUAGGACGUGUGUUUCCAGAUGAUGGGGAAGAACCCGAUGUACUCUGGCUGGUUUACUGUGACACAGCUGUUCAUCAGAACCCUGCCUGGAUAUUUGGGACUUCUGUAUUUGCAAUGGAGUUGUCUUUUUUUCUCCAUCUUCUAUGUAAAUGUAUUUAGAACCUCAUUCUGAGGAUUUCUCAUAUAACUUUCCAACAGGGAAUUACCGUGGGCAUUUUGCGUCUGUGACGGAUAAAACAACGUAAAGUCUAAUUUGUAUUGACCUUGUUUUCCUGCAAACGGCCUUUCCACAUGCACACGUGCCAACCAAGAAUACCAUCAUUUCUGUUGCCGCUGACUGUGAGGCUUAUCGAAUAUGAGGUGUAGUAAUGUAGCCUAAUAUUUUCUGGUUAAGUGCACUUUAAUAUUUCAAGAGAGAGUAAUUUCCUUUUCAGAUCUGCAAGGCAUUGCUGGGUCCAAAAAAUGCCUUUCUAUCAGAAGCCAUUCUCUCCUGUUCCCCACUUGAAAAAGAAGUUAAAAUAUAAGUGUGUUAUUCCCAGUCA
Messenger RNA from Herpailurus yagouaroundi (jaguarundi), 2458 nucleotides. It is a transcript of the gene HGSNAT, whose product is annotated as heparan-alpha-glucosaminide N-acetyltransferase. Gene Ontology annotation, cellular component: lysosomal membrane. The transcript is spliced from 17 exons. Gene Ontology annotation, biological process: lysosomal transport. The coding region runs from base 64 to 1821 and encodes 585 amino acids. The record is from RefSeq and is a predicted model, not a curated record. Lineage: Eukaryota; Metazoa; Chordata; Mammalia; Carnivora; Felidae.